CAUGCUUCGGAUAGCAGCAAACAGCAUGAUGGAUGCAUAGGGGUACGUAUACCUAACAGAUGGCGACGUCGAAAAUGCAGUAAGUAAUCGAUCCGAUCCGCGGACCUUUUAUUGCAGCCGCCUACUGGUACCGACCGCGAGUCGCGACGGUGCAUAAUCCUUUAGUUCAUUCUUUGAAUUUCUUUCAGCCUGUGUGCAAUGUGUCACUCUUUAAGCUUUCUUAAAUCGUUAAUGAUAUUUUAAAAAAAUAUCAAGAAAACUGUAGUAGAACUUCAUUUGAAAUUGAGUUCACUAUAUGUCUAACUUUAAUUUCGACUUUCAUCACGUUAUUUUCCAUUAUUUUGCACUGCUGGUUAACCGUUUAAGCGUUUACCCCUGCCGUGCAUUGUUCGUAAAACAUCUCAUUUCCGGAAGAUGCCUCAGGGCAACAGCAGAAUCUGCAGAUCGCAAAAAGGCCAACAAAAACAUUUUCGUUGAUCCGCGUAUCCUUUUUCUGCCACUGCGUUGUGAUUUUUUAUAUUACAAUAUCCUUGAAUAUAUUUCUGUUAAGUUGUUAAGAUCGCGCAUUACUGCGCAUUCUGAUGCUCUAAAAGUUUUCUCGUUCAAAAUGAAUAUGGAAUCGUGGCCACAAGACGUGCAGGUGAGUCCAUCAAGAUACUGCAAGUUUAUUUACUCCGCAGUUCCCCAUAGCAGCCUAUCUGAAAGCGAUAAAGACGAGCUGGAAACGUACCUCGUAGGAUGCACGUGCCAAUCUCUAUCAUCUCCGAAUCCGGAAUGUUGCCUCGACACCUGCGAGUGCCUAGCGCGCACUCCUUCCUCCUACGAUCACGAUGGCCUGCUGAAGUCCGAAUACUUGUCCGGAAAAGGAUCACUAAUCAUUGAAUGUGGAGGACUGUGCGGCUGUGCCGUCCAGGCUUCAUCCUGCAUUCAAGAGCUGGUGAACGACCCACAUAAUGUUGAUCGUAAUGUUGUCAAGAAACCACGACGUGCAACCUCGUUCCCGUGUGGAAACCGAACUGUAGGAUACGCUAGAUAUCUCUAUGCGUUGUUGUCAUCGGACCCAUCGGUAAUUCCUUUUUCAAACGAACAAAUGUAUUGCACGUGGAAGUUUCUGGAGAUAUUUCGCAGCUUUGAUAAAGGCUUCGCUGUGCGCUGCUCCAUUGAUCUCCCACCUGGAAGGUUCAUCUGCGAGUACGCCGGGGAAUUAAUAAGCACGGAGGAGGCACACAAGCGUAUGCAGCAAUUCCCCGACGACACGUACGUGUUCGCCCUGCGGGAGUCAUCCAGUCAAGCCGUCGUGACCACCUGCAUCGAUGCGCGUGAGGAGGGCAACUGGGGACGGAUGAUCAAUCAUUCCUGUGAUCCUAAUCUCGUUAUGCUGCCGGUGCGCAUUGAUACGAUUAUUCCUGUGCUGUGUUUUUUCACAAAGCGGGCGGUGCCGGCUGGAGAGGAGUUGACGGUGGACUAUGAUCAGGGGAAUUUUUUUAGUGCGGUCUCUGGUGUAACCGCUGAUAGGAAAAAUCUCUGUGAUAUUGUGUUAAGUAAGAAAAAAUGUUUAUGUUCAGCCCCGUGCUGUCGUGGAUUUUUGCCGUUUAAUAAAGACUUGUUUACAUGACUGCAUGGUCUUGAUGGUCUUCUUAAACGGAAUGCGGCUUUAAUUUUUCCCAUAGAUACAGCUCGCACAAAAAGCACUGUAUUAGAAAUAUUUUGCAAUUUCGAAAAGAACUGCAUUGUGUGAGAAGAUUG
Messenger RNA from Paramacrobiotus metropolitanus, 1746 nucleotides. RefSeq names its product probable histone-lysine N-methyltransferase set-23. The coding region runs from base 296 to 1615 and encodes 439 amino acids. The transcript has 2 exons. The record is from RefSeq and is a predicted model, not a curated record. Lineage: Eukaryota; Metazoa; Tardigrada; Eutardigrada; Parachela; Macrobiotidae. Gene Ontology annotation, cellular component: nucleus. Gene Ontology annotation, molecular function: histone H3K9 methyltransferase activity; protein binding.